AUGGACAUACAUGCGACUAUAAAUAAGUACCGGUGCUCGAGGCCGGGCUGUGGGCAGGAGUUUCGUGACAUAACUGAUUUUAAACACCAUUUAGAGUUACACAGACACCCGGGUAAUUACCGGUGCCUUUGGCCGGGCUGUUACCGGCAGUUGAGUUGUAAUACGGCUCUAAAGACACAUAUGUGUGAACACACGGGUAGUCGUAGGUAUCGGUGCCAUUGGCCCGGAUGUGAGUAUAAUACUCAACACAAAAGAAGUGAUGACCAGAAGAAUGAAGAGUCGAUUGGAGACCAAGAAGUGGUCAUUGAAUCGGAAGACAAUCACAACAACGGUUCCAGUGAUGAGGAAAUGUGCGACAAAUCACAAGAUAAUGAAGUCGUCAACCGAUGGGAACUAAUCACUGAUUUGGUGGUUAAGUGCGAGACAACUGAUGAGACAAACGGUGGACAACUGGGUGUCUAUGAGUGCGAAGAAGGCAUCCCUCAAGACAUUCACUCAACUGAUGGACUGUUUGUGUGUUCACUAAAUGGCUGUAAAACCAGUUUUGAAUUAAAACCAAACCUAACCCGACAUCAACUGGUAGUACAUCCCGAAGCCUUUCCGGACAUACCGUGGAUGGUGUGCUCGCAUACGGACUGUCAGUAUAGGACUAAACACGUGAAUGCAAUGACUCAACACUCGCGUAGGCAUACGAAGCCAUUUGAGUGCACCCGAUGUGGACAGACAUUCUCGAGGAAUAUCUAUCUUAGCCUUCACUCUAAGAAACACUGCAAACAGUCUGUAAGAGUCGGCACCCGAGGGUCCGGUUGUGGCAACACUUCUGUCACUAAAAGACGUCUCAAACCACAAACCAAUGGACAGACAGUUGUGUCACAAGACGUGAACACAAAUGAAAAGUCUAUUAAUAGUAAUGAAUUGAAAAGCGAUUCAAAUGACAGUCAAAGUGAUAGCCGUUUGCAGACAUCAGAGGGACUCCAUGUUUGCGAUUAUGUCGGUUGCGGUAAAGGUUUUGCAAAACUAAUGUCGUUAUCACUUCACAAGCGAUCGCACGACAAGACAAUCACUAAGACAUCGCACGGCCGCUAUGUUUGCGAUUAUAUCGGUUGCGGUAAGAGUUUUGCCUCAAAGGACUAUUGGUAUAAACAUAGACGCAUACACUCGAUACACUCGGGACUGACCUACCGGUGCGAUGUGGACGGUUGUACGGCUUUCAUACUUAGCGCUCUGUUAGAGAUAUUUGGGAACGUCGGUUCACGUGUCCGGUCGAGGAAUGCCUGCAAACGUAUAAAACGAAGGGAACGUCGGUUCACGUGUCCGGUCGAGGAAUGCCUGCAAACGUAUAAAACGAAGUAUGAGAUGAUUCACCACCAGUUGAGACAACAUCCCGACUCUGUGCCGGACGUGCCGUGGAUUCAGUGCACACACACUGACUGCCAGUUUAGGACCAAAUCAAAAGAUUAUUUCAAUGCACACGUGAGACACCACUCCAAACACUACCGGUGCGAUCAGUGCCGCAAAUGGUUCACACAUUUAUGUCAACUCAAACUCCAUGAGCCCACGCAUAAUAAAGCGUUAAAGCAAUACCGGUGCGAAUGGCCCGGUUGUAAGGGUGCAAAGUGCACUACUAGGGCCGGUAUUAAUAAGCAUAUGGAAACACAUACGAGUAAACGAUAUAAGUCAAACGCUACUAAAAAACAUUUGACACAAGUUUUGCCACAAAUUGGUUGCCAUCGAAGAAGUGGUGAUCAGACGAGACAACAGUCCAGUGAUUGCGACGAUAAUAGCAGUAGAGUUGGACACCAAUUGAAUGCCAAAAAAGUGGUAAUUAAAUCGGAAGUCAGUAAUGAAUGUCAUAUUAAUAGCGAUACAAAUGACGAGACAAUCGGUGGAAGUGUUGACGAAAGUGAAGACACGACUGAAUGCGAGAACUCUUUAGGAAGUGAUAAGACUUGCGAUGAAAGCGAUGGUAAGACACGUGCAGUAAGUGAUGGCACGAGUGGACAGUUUGUGUGCCAUUGGAGUGGAUGUGGGAAACGGUUCACAAGUAUAGCAGACAUGUGUCGACACAAACCCUUUGACACACCACCAGACACUGAUGGCCACUACCGGUGCGAUCACCCGAACUGUUCCCUGAGUUUCGGACACAUCUAUGCCUACAAUCAGCACAAAAAGUGCGGUUUUCACGUGACCUCCGAUGGCCAGUAUGUGUGCGCUUACGAGGGCUGCGGCAAGAGUUACGCCGAUAGGAUCGGCCACUACAGGCACCGACACGUCCACUCCGACACCACCACCACAUACCGGUGCGAUUGGGAGGGCUGCGCGAAAGCAUUCUCGUCGCGCAUACGUCUGAGAGAACACAAAUGUAAGCAACACGGCUCGAGAUACCGGUGCGAUCGCGAGGGCUGUGCGUUCACAACGGGCGACAAAUACCGGUUAACUACACACAUGUCGUCCCACUCGACGGACAGGCAGUUCGAGUGUGCGCUCAAUGCAUGCAAACAACGGUUUAAGACACAGAAGUGUUUGAGUGGUCAUCAGUUAGCGCUACAUCCCGACGCCUUUCCCGACAUACCGUGGAUUGAAUGCCCGGAAACUGACUGUCAGUAUAGGACUAAAUUAAAGGGCAGUCUCAGCGCUCAUUUGAACGGCCACUCGCGGCCAUACCGGUGCUCGCAGUGUGGGAAAGCCUUCCCGAGCGGUAGUCACCUUCGCGAUCACCAGCGCACACAUAACGAGUCCUUACAAUACCGGUGCGAAUGGCCGGGCUGUGAGAAACGGUUUGUGCAAAAAACAUCGCUUAUCGGUCAUAUGAAUGCCCAUUUGGGCGCCAAUACGUACCGGUGCUCGUGGCCCGGCUGUGAGAAGUCCUAUACGAAUGAUAAGUCGUUGAGAUCUCACGUACAGACGCAUAAGGGUGUGAAGAACUACCGGUGCCAGUGGCCGGGCUGUGGGUACGCCACUGAUCGUAGCAGAUAUCUGGGCAACCAUAUGGACAAACAUAAGUGA
This is a messenger RNA of Oppiella nova, 3006 nucleotides long. Lineage: Eukaryota; Metazoa; Arthropoda; Arachnida; Sarcoptiformes; Oppiidae. The record is from the annotation of a GenBank genome assembly.